Messenger RNA from Chelonus insularis, 1511 nucleotides. RefSeq names its product NAD-dependent methylenetetrahydrofolate dehydrogenase (gene Nmdmc). NCBI's taxonomy places the organism in Eukaryota, Metazoa, Arthropoda, Insecta, Hymenoptera, Braconidae. Bases 493 to 1476 code for a protein of 327 amino acids. Gene Ontology annotation, biological process: tetrahydrofolate interconversion. Gene Ontology annotation, molecular function: methylenetetrahydrofolate dehydrogenase (NADP+) activity; methenyltetrahydrofolate cyclohydrolase activity; methylenetetrahydrofolate dehydrogenase (NAD+) activity. The transcript has 3 exons. Gene Ontology annotation, cellular component: mitochondrion. The record is from RefSeq and is a predicted model, not a curated record.
GUAUAAUAAGCACAUGAUAGUAUCGUGAAUAUGCUGAAGAUGACGCCAAUGCCUGAUACAUUUCUGUGAUGCAUAAAGUAGAAUUGGAAUACUAUAUUUUGCAUGGUUUAUUAUGUGUUAUUUUAGUCUGAAAAAUCGAAUAGGCUAAAAGCUUAUCAGUAUAAAAACUCGCAACAACUACAGCGAAGUUCUGCAUUAUGUGCCAAUGCCUGCGAUAAUGUAUCAAAAAACAAGAUACAAGUUUAAAUGUAGAAAGCCAUUGAAAGUUAUCCAGCAAACCUGUUUUAUAUUUUCUCUUCUAAUAUUCUGAUCAAUACGAAGUGUUGUUUAGAAACAUUCAGGGUUGCCAUCGGUCAUAUACCAAGAUAUUUACAUUUCUUGGAUUAAUAAAUUGUAAAAGAAACUUUUGUUGUACGUUAAUUCAAAACUUAGAUAGAAAAUUAUUGCUUUCGAAAUAUUAAUACAGUUAAUUUAUAAUAUAUAAUCUAGAAUAUGACAACUGUCAAAUUCUUAAAAGUUUUUUUUAAUUUACCUUCUCGUCAGAUUCAUUCAUCAAACAUUCGGAAUGAAGCUGUUAUUAUCAGUGGAAAACAAAUUGCACAGGAAAUAAAGAAUGAUUUGAAAGGCGUCGUAGAUUCAUGGAUAGCAUCAGGUAAAAAAAGACCAAGAUUAGUAGCUAUUUUAGUUGGAAAUGAUCCUGCAAGUGAAGUUUACGUUGGUAGAAAAGUUAAAGCUGCUACAUCUGUUGGUAUUCAUGCUGAGACCAUUUAUCUAAAUGAAAAUAUUAAACAGGAAGAUUUAAUUCAAAGGAUUCAAAAUCUUAAUAAAGAUCCAGAUGUCGAUGGAAUUUUGGUUCAGUUGCCAUUACCCAAAGGAUUCAACGAAAAGGAAGCUUGUCAUACAGUGUUACCGCAUAAAGAUGUGGAUGGAUUCCAUUCAGAAAAUUUAGGCAAACUUAGUACUGAUAGUGAAGGUUUCGUUCCAGCAACUGCUUUGGCAGUUAGAGAAUUGAUACUGAGAUCUGGAGUCAAAACUAUGGGUCGAAAUGCUGUUGUUAUUGGUAGAUCUAAACAUGUAGGUCUUCCAACUGCUUUACUGCUUCAUGCCAAUGGGAAAGGUGAUACGAGAGCUUUAGAUAUGACUACAACUAUUUGCCAUAUUCAUACGCCUCGAGAGGAGUUGAUUAAAUUUUCCAGGCUCGCUGAUGUUUUAGUUUCUGCGACUGGAGUUCCUGGACUUGUAACUAAAGACAUGAUUAAGCCAGGAGCUUGUGUAAUUGAUGUUGGAAUUACCCGAGUUGAUACUCCUGAUGGUAAAACCAAGAUUGUUGGAGAUGUUGAUUAUGAGCAGGUUAAACAAGUUGCAGGAUUUAUUACUCCUGUUCCUGGAGGUGUUGGUCCUAUGACUGUUGCAAUGUUAAUGAAAAAUACCUUUUGGGCUGCUGAGAAAAAUUAUCAAAUGAAAAACAGUUUAUAAAUAUGAAAGAUAUCUAACUUUAUAAUUUUAUACAA